Callorhinchus milii (elephant shark) is the source of this 5482-nucleotide messenger RNA. It is a transcript of the gene stil, whose product is annotated as STIL centriolar assembly protein. The coding region runs from base 387 to 4358 and encodes 1323 amino acids. The transcript has 17 exons. Gene Ontology annotation, cellular component: centriole; centrosome. The record is from RefSeq and is a predicted model, not a curated record. Lineage: Eukaryota; Metazoa; Chordata; Chondrichthyes; Chimaeriformes; Callorhinchidae. Gene Ontology annotation, biological process: smoothened signaling pathway; mitotic spindle organization; protein localization to centrosome.
GGGGGAGGGACGGGGGUUUGUGUGUCUUCCGUUGACGGUUGGGUUUGGGCGCGAAGGCGGCGCGCGAUUGGCCGGAGCGGGAGAAGCGGCGCGCGAUUGGUCGCCCCGCGCACCGGGACCCGAAAUGGCGCCAUAUUUACAUUUGAGUUAAAUGAACUUAACACAGAGAGAGAGAGAGAGAAAAGAGACUGAGAGACGAAGGGGAAGAGAGAGAGAGGAGAAGAAGAAGAAGAAGAAGAAAAAAAAAGGCGGUGUUUCGUUACCCGGACACGGUUGGCGAUCGGGCCGUGGGCCGAGGUGAUUUGACCCCGGGGUUGCUGGCUGUCGGAGCUGCCCUCACGAACAUGAAUAUUUGAGUAUGUUUGAAAACCCUACUUUUUCAUCUAAUGGAGUUUCCUUACAAUAAUACUGAAAGCCACCGGGCGCAAUGGGCUCCAGAGCAUGGACUAAUACCUUUGAGCUUCCCCAAGACGAAGGUGGCAUUAUGGAAUCCAGCUCCUCUUGGUGAUACAAUAAGUCUGCACCUUGCUUAUUAUAGAAACCCAAAAUUGCUUGUGGUGGAGAGGACUCUACGCUUAGCUCAUCGCCAUGCCAAACAGACUGAAAGAAAUCAGUUCUUCUGUUUUCUGCUAGGAUCAGUUGUACACGAUGUUGAUGACGAAGGUGUUGCAUUAAUGGUGGAUCGCCUGGAUCCCGGGAGAGAAGUUCCAGGCCGUUCAGAAAAGAUCCCUACUGCUCUUCUUCCUGGGGAUUUCCUCAUUCCCUGCAUUAUUGAUGCACGGGGAACUACUUUCAGCGACAUCAUCGUCCAUUCUGCAGAAGAUUUUAACAUUGCAUUUCAGAUGCUGCACUGCUAUUGCUGCAGUAAGGAAACAAUCGACCAUUCUAGACUUCUUACUAUGAGGGCCCACAUUACCUGCAUUGAGAGCAUGGACAGUUUGCGUCUUGAACUUCACUGGGCAGCUGUUACAGUAGCAAACAUCUUUGAUGCUACACCAGUCAAUCCAGUUCCUAUAAUCCCUACAGCUUUGGCAAGAAAUUUAACCAGUCCGAUCAACAUUGCUCAGGUUCAGGGAACAUGUAAAUUUGGGUACCUUACAAUGGAUCAAACACGAAAGCUUUUGUUAAUUCUUGAAUCUGAUCCCAAAGCUUUCACUCUGCCUUUAGUAGGAAUUUGGCUGAGUGGUGUAAUCCAUAUUCAAAGUCCACAAGUCUGGGCCAGCUGUUUACGUUAUAUGUUCAGCUCUUCAAUUCAAGAAAGGGUAUUCUCAACUGAGCAGAAAAGUUUUCUUCUGGUGCUAUAUUCACUUACACACAAGGAGCCAGAAUUCUAUGAAUGUCACCCUUAUGGUGAGCACCAGAAACUAGAUUUUCAGCUUCUUACCAGCACUGAAGUAAUAAAUCUUUACAAGAAUGCCGAAUCAUCAGGAAAACAACCAAUUGAAUUUGAACUUAGUGAAAAUCAGAACUCGGAGAGUGAUUUCUUCAAGGAGGUGGCUAGCAAAAUUGUAGGGAAUUGUCUGCAGCUUGAAUUGCCUUCAAACAAGAUAUCUGGUGGAGAUCAGGACUCUGGUGUGGGGGAAGAGGAUCUUUCUCCACGACCAAUGCCAAGCCCUCACCCUGUUGGCCAGCAGUUUCCAAGGAUCUGCCCUUCUGUGCCUGAGCUAUCAAUAGUAUUUGAUGGAAGCUUUAUAGAGCCAAAGAAUUCUACUACAAAACCACAUCAAAAUAAGGCUCCAAUCAUGCCUCCAAAAAAGAAUGCAACAUGUGGAAAUUUUAAUUUAAUGAAACCAUAUUCAGAAAAUAGGCAACCUGGAUUGGUAUCCCAUGGGGCAGCACCAUUUCAAAAACAAACUUGUCCUCCUUCAAAGCAAUCAAUACCAUCUGCCAAGUCCAAUAGAGAAAUGCCACCACCGCAACAUACCAAUUUUCAAAAAAGUAGGCAAUUUGUGAGGAAGACUUCUAGCUCCUCCUGUUCAUCAUCAUCAUCCUCUACUCCACUAAGUGGCCCUUCACCAGAUAGCACCAUGGACCAACCCAAAUUGCUUUCACCGACUAAUAGGGUUGAGGCAUUGCAUAAUGUAGUGUUGAGAAAAGGGGCAUUUCCUUCCAGAGGCAGGCAAUCUCUGCCCAACACCAGACAGCCACCUUCUCCGAUCAAAUCCAAUAGACCGUCUCUGCAGCAUACUCCCACCUUCCUGCCUCAUUCGCCAGUAAGAACUUCUGAAAUUCCGAUGAUGGGGCCACCACCGCAUUUCCCUAUUCAAUAUCCAACUCACUACUGUAAUUGCUGCCAACAUCAUGGGCCUUACUGCGUACCUUCAAUGAAUGCCAAUUGGCAAGGAAAUGGCCUAACUUAUGGUUCUACAGGGGUCCACUCACCUAUAUGUCAUGACUGUAACCCUGUAGUUUGUCACCAAAAUCUGGGGCUUUCACCUAUUUCCCACUAUAAUGCUGUAUAUGGUAAUACCAGCCCCAUGAACCAGAGUUUCCAAUCGCAGGUGAAUGGUUCACCUCCAAAGAACACCAAUAUAAAAUCACUAGGAAAUCCACAUGCUUCACAGCAAAACCCAUGUAAAAGUUGUACAGGACCUUCUGCGUGUGUGCCCUUUUCUGGGGUUAGAAUGGGGCCUGACCAAGAAGCAAAUGGAGCCAUGGGUUUGCCUGUUGAUGCUUACAAGAUGCUCGUGGAACAAGACCGACAACUAAAGCUGCUUCAAGCUCAGAUUCAACGGCUUUUGGACACUCAGACCUGUGCUGUUAGGACCCCAGCCGGGAUCCCCUGUGCUUCAACGAGUGUUGGUAUCUCCAACCUCGUACCGCAGCCAGAGAGACAAAUGGAUUUUGAUAAGAUGGAAACCCAGACAUCUGGAAUUCAAAUGAGGAAAAGUGUCAGCAUUGCUGUUAACACAGGUGCCAGUUUGUUCUGGUGCCCACCAGAUGAACACCAAGUGCAACAAUCUAUGUCUUCACUCAAGCUGAAUGACUCUGAACUGUCCAAAGAAGAUGUGGCCAUCCCUGUCGCAGUUGAGGAUACCAGUAUUACUUCAUCACUAAAUGCAGUGGACAUUUGCAGCUUUGCAGAGAGCAGUCAAGAAACCUCCAAGCAAACCACUGCUGAUGUGCAAAACUCUGCACGUGAAGAUGCAGAAAAUGAAUACAACGACCAAGUCAGUUUUCAGAGCCCAGUGCUUGGGGAGAGUGCCAGCAUAUGCCUUCAGAGAUGCCGUUCAGAUAUAGGUAACAAAGAGGUGCCAAAAACUGAGGAACAUGCUAUAGAACCACUUGCUAACCCUUGUUUACAAGAUGAACAGAUGUUUUAUCAGCACUUAAUGGGCCAAGUGAAUCAAAUUUUACAGUCUUCACCAAGUGAAAACCAAGGAAUGGAUGAUGAAGUUGUUGAGUCAGAAAUUUCUGAAGUCAUGCAGACUAGUCGCAGUAGGAAUAAAAGAUCUAAAACCCACACUUAUCUGAAAGAUGAAAAUGAUGUGCUGAGUGCAACCAUGAAACAGCUCAAGAAAAUGGGAGUGCAAAUUGAUUUGGAAACUUCCAAUUCAACAAAGAAAAUAAAAAAUAAAGUUGAAAAUGCAAGUACCCUGGCUUGCAUACACCCUGCAGCAGUUAUCCCAAGGUUGAACUACAUGUCCUUUGCCAAUGUGAACACAAGUGGGUUUGGGACUGGUGCAGUUGACCUCAGCAUGGAGGCCAAUGCUAUAGCCUUGAAGUACCUGAAUGAUUCUCAGCUUUCACAGAUAGCUCAGAGCAGAAAUGACACCAACGAUCAAUCGCAUAAUCUUCUACAGUUAAACCCAGACAAAAGCCUGGUAGGGCUGAGUCUGAUUUCACCCAAUAACAUGUCAUUUGCUACACGAAAGUACAUGAUGAGGUAUGGACUCAUAGAGUGUGAUAAUAGCAGUGAAGAGGAGGAAGAUUCACUUGAGGCCAUUGAUCAACAUGAAAGUGUUGCCUUUAGAAAAGAAAAAAUUGAAAAAGUAAGUGAAGGAAAGAAGAGUAUUAACAAGCACCGUUCUCCCGGGUCUUUCUCCGAAAUGGACAGGAAUGUUCUAAGAAACAUUUCAAAUGGGAUUGCUUCCUCAAAGUCAGUAAAUAUUGUGGAGCCUCCUAUCCAACAAGAAUCUCAACCAUAUUUAAAGAGUGUGAAGCCCAAAAUGAAGAUGCAUGUUGGAGAAACCUAUUACACCCAACAUCCUGAAAAGGAAAAUGGAAUUGAAACCCUUCUGACUUCUAAUAAAAUCAAACCAAUCUCUCCUGAAACACCGAAACACUCAGAAAGUAACAGUAUGGUGGGCAACAUCCUUGAUGUCAGUCGGCUCCGACAAUUACCCAAACUCUUUUAGAGAAUUAGUCAUUCAUAUCUCGCGAGAUGAGGAAUUACUCAGGCCAUGCUUUUACAUUAAGUUUACUUUGCUUGUAUUCUGGUUUUGCCGUGAAUUUUAAUGGUUUACAUGAUCCGUUUAUGGUAGCAAAUGUACAUAGACUGUGUUUUAGGUUAUUCUGUCUCUGACUGUAUUUUACAGAUGUGGGGGGAGGUUUAUUUGUAAAUGUCCUGUCCAACUGACACCAUUUUUUUGUGUAGAGUAUAUUAACCUUUGGUAGAAUCUAACAUCAUGUAACACGGAUAUUUUGGUAUUACUAUAAGUAUGUGUAGAUUUGUGCUCGCUAUCACCAGUGCUGACUGGACAAGUGCAGUAAUCAAGUGCAAAACUAGUCGCUCGAGUUUUGAAACAAGCUUAUCUGUUUAGCAUCCAAUUCUGAUCACAUUCUGUCCAAAUUGUUGUAUGGGCUUGUUCAUUCUAUAUUUCUUUGUAUGGUCUUACCACUAACGAAUAACCCAGGUCAACUCAUCUCAGUUUGUUUUGUGGUGUUACUUCCAUAUACACCAGCAAAGGGAAUGUCCUUUCCAUACGUUUCUUUUAAGGCACUGAUUUUAAAGGUCAUGUUUCAGGUAUUUCGUGAAAUUUAUAGAAUUCAGAAAUUUCCGUACACAAAAUGUAUUUGGAGCAUUAAAGUUAGCAAUAAAUAUCCAAUGUUUACUCUUAUUUUGGAACUAUGUCAGCCAUUCUUGGCUGGGCUAUCAGAGAAAAACCUGUUGAGAAUUGUUGGCAAUUAAUAAGAAACUGCAUUUAUCGAGAAACCGUGAUGCUGAUUUCCAGUUCUCUGAUAAAAUCCCAGAGACACUUAAAGUGCUUCCUUUUUGAGUGCAGGAAUUUCUGUAUAUAAUCUAUACCAUUUAAGUUUACAGAAAUUCAGAUUUUCUUGGUGUGUAUUUUUACAUUCCUGUGUGAAGUGUUUUAUUAUAAAUGUUCCCUUUUGUGACUGAAUCUAAUGAAUGUUAUUUGCUGAGUGCCACUAUAUAGUGUUAUUGAAUUCAACUUUUACUGGCCUGUGGCUUUUGCACGGUUAUUUAUUCAUUUUAACACUUCCAUAAAUUUGAUGUAAAUUUUUAAUAAAGUCUUGCACA